Molecule: messenger RNA, 2262 nt
Organism: Symbiodinium sp. CCMP2456
Lineage: Eukaryota; Dinophyceae; Suessiales; Symbiodiniaceae
Source: the annotation of a GenBank genome assembly
AUGACAUGCAGCACCACGGCACAUCCAGGAGACGCGCUCAGGGCAUGCAGCAAGGCUAUUGCUUCUUGUGCCAGAGCUGCGCGCUGGCAGCAGGGGUUGGACUUGCUGUCCAGCCUACAAGUCCGAGCGAUCCAGGCGAAUGUAGUUGUUUACAAUGCCACCAUCAACGCCUGCGCACAAGGGCGGCAGUGGCAGCUGUCUUGGUUCUUGCUCUCUGAACUCGAAGCUCGGUACAUCGAAGCCACAGCCAUCACGUACAACACGGCUCUCACGGCAUGCGAACGAGCUUCUGCCUGGCAAAAGGCUCUCGAUCUGUUGUCUGUCUUCAUGUUCUGUCUGCUUGAGGCAGACAUCACCUCGUACAACACCACCAUCAGCACUCUAGCCAAGGGAGAGCAGUGGCAACGUGCCUUGGAGAUCGUGCAUCACGUUCACAAGGACUUGAACUUGAAGCUUGAUGUGAUUUCAGUGAAUGCCGCCAUCACAGCCUGCGGACGAGGCAGUGAGUGGCCACAGGCGCAGGCACUCCUGGAGGCUUUGCGCGCCAAAUUCCUCGAGACCGACACGAUUUCCUACAAUUCUACAUUGCAUGCUCUAGGUGGUGGUCAGAAAUGGAGCUUUGGCUGCCAACUCUUUGAUGAGCUGAUGAAGAAGUGUUUGCUGACAGACGUCAUCACCAGAAGUUUGCUUUUGGAGGCGACCUCCAAAGCCCGGGAAUGGUCUUCGGGGUUGGCUUCCCUGGACAAGCUUACUGCUCAGGGGGUCUCCUUGGACUCUGGGCUUGUCAGCCGGAGUCGUACCGCAGAGCACAAGUGGAGGGAGACGGUUUCUCUAGUGGCUGGAAUGAAGUGGAAAACUGUUGAAUUGGACACGACUCUCUACAAUGGACUAGGUAGUGGCUGUGUGCAUGCGCAGCAGUGGCAUCAGGCCUGCAACCUUGUGUCGAUACUGCGAUGUUCGAAGAUGCAGCUUGAUGUUGUGACCCUCAGCACUGUAAUUUGCGUGCAUGAUGCAGAAGAAGAUGCUAUGUGGCAACAGGCUUUUCUUGCGUUGCAAGGCUUGUCCGAGAACAUGGUUGAGGCCGAUAUUAUCGCUUGCAAUGCAACCUUGAAUGUCUGUGAAAAGCUGAGCUGCUGGCAGCAGGCCCUUCUUCUUUGUCACCAGCUAGGAGAUUUGGCUCUGCAGGCUGAUGAUGUUACUGCCAACUCUAUCAUUACUGCUUGUGGUAAGGGGAGUGAGUGGCAGCGAGCGUUUCAGCUUUUCCAGCAAUUUUAUCCAGAACGCUCUAGAGGCAGUGUGACUGUAUACAACGCACUUAUGAGUGCCUGCACCAGGGCCAGCAAAUGGCAGCUCGGCCUGUCUUUCGUAAGGACUUUGCGAGCCUCCGGCUUGGAACCAGAUGUGGUGACCCUCAACACCGCAAUCAGUGCAUGUGACGAAGGCAGGCAGUGGCGGCUGGUGUUGGACUUCUUUGGCCAGUCCCGGAGGAAGGGACAUGCAGAUGCGAUCACCUACAGUGCAGCCAUGAGUGCCUUUGAGAAGAGUGGAGAGUGGCAACUGGCAUUGCAGCUGUUUGGUGAGUUGCGCCACUUGUCACUUGAAGCCUCGGCAAUAGUUUACAACAUUGCGAUCAGCUCUUGUGAACGAGGCUCCCAGUGGCAGCAGGGCUUGGAAGUGUUGAAGGAAUUGAGAGCCAUGAUAGGGACACAGGUCGAAGCAGAUGUUGUCACCUACAGUGCGGCCACCAGUGCUUGCGAGAAGUCGGGGCAAUGGAGGCAGGCACUUGCCCUGCUGAAGGAUGUCGAGGCUGAGUGCGAGGUCGAUAUCGUGGUGUACAGUGCGGCAGUCAGUGCUUGCGAAAAGGGUCAGCGAUGGCAGCAGGGCUUGGCAGUGCUUGCAAGGGCCGCUCGCCGUCGUCUCCUCAACACCGUCUUGUUUAACGCAUCGGUGAGUGCCUGCGAGAAGGGCAGGCAAUGGCGUCCAACCAUGGAGCUUGCUCAGCAAAUGCAGCACAGGCGGAUUGCCACAGAUGUCAUUACAUUUAAUGCGGCAAUGUCCACAUGCCAACAGGUUAUGCAGUGGCAUCAUGUGCUCCGGCUUUUUCAUCGGCUGCUCGAGGGGCGAGUUGCCAGUGUUAUUGCCUUCAGCAAUGCGGUGGCAGCUUGUGACAUGCGCAAGCAGCAACCGCUGCAGGACAUGUUCGCGAAUUUGCAUGCGCUGGUCUCUGCGUCUCUUCAUGAGGAGAAGGACGUUCGAACUUGA